Plutella xylostella (diamondback moth) is the source of this 1608-nucleotide messenger RNA. RefSeq names its product proton-coupled amino acid transporter-like protein pathetic. Gene Ontology annotation, biological process: amino acid transmembrane transport. Gene Ontology annotation, cellular component: vacuolar membrane. NCBI's taxonomy places the organism in Eukaryota, Metazoa, Arthropoda, Insecta, Lepidoptera, Plutellidae. Gene Ontology annotation, molecular function: L-amino acid transmembrane transporter activity. The record is from RefSeq and is a predicted model, not a curated record.
AGUUCUGUCUGUCUUCUUCAUAGACAAGAGUACUUUUUCAGUGAUAAACAGACUUUUAUAAUAAAAUAUGACUUUAUGAAAUUUUUGACAGUAGGUUUAGCAUGUAAUAAUUUUAUUACCUAUAUUUAAUAAAUAAUGCGUAAUGUAAAAGAUAAUUUUAGUGAAUCUGCUAAAGUUGAUGCACCUUCUAAAGAAACACCAACUCAUCGGAGUAAACCGAAACAUGUACCAGAACCACCAAGGAGAGUCGGUAAAUUCGAGAUCAAGGCUACAGGGGACGAAGCCAGGAACUAUGACUUUGCGGCUGCCAGACCUCCUGCCAAGAACACGAACUUUAUCGAAUCGGCAGCUCACAUGGCAAAAGGAUGCCUCGGUGCUGGCUUAGUGGCGAUCCACCAGAACUACGCCAGAGCCGGGCUGUGGACUGCUCUGAUCCUGAAUGUAGUUCUGGGUAUACUGCUCACAUAUUGCAUUCAUAUUCUGGUGCAAUCAGCUCAGAAGCUGUACGGGCGGGUGCAGGAGCCCAAGCUAUCGUACCCUGACGUGGCGGAAGCGGCGGCCGCUACCUCCCCCUUUCUGAAAGUACGGAAAUUCGACAAAGUAGCCAGGCACGCAGUUGAUUCAGUAAUAAUGAUAGAUCUAUUCGGAUCUUGCGUCGCGUACCUGGUGGUAAUUGCUAGAUCGCUCAAGCAACUGAUCGAGAAUACCGACGCAAAAGACCAGAGUUACAUCCGACUCUACAUUCUGGCUCUCUUGAUCGUGUGUAUUCCGAUCACAUGGAUACUGGAGUUCAAGUACUUGGCACCAUUCUCCAUUGUGGCUAAUCUGUUUCUCUGUGUUGUUGUUAUAGCUACGGUGGUUUACGGUAGCAUGGCUGCCUCCACAAGUCCGCUGAACACUACAGCUUUUCCACCAAUUAAAUCAUGGCAAGGCGUGUUUACGUACAUGGGGGGUUGUGUCUUUGCCAUGGAGGGGGUUGGCGUGUCUAUGCCCAUUGAGAACUACAUGGCUAAUCCAAAGAGAUUUCCUCAAGUACUCGUCGCAGCCAUGACGGUCGUCAUAUCCAUGGUGAUGGCAGUGGGAUUCUUCGGCUACUGGGGCUAUGGAGACGAAUCCAUGGCACCUGUCACUAUGAACUUUAGUAGGAACUGGUUCUCAAUAAUCCUCAAAGUGCUGAUGGCAUUAGUGAUCUACGUGACGUUUGCCCUCAACUUCUGGGUCCCGUUCGACCUGGCCUGGUACUACAUUAAGAGGAAGAUCAAGCCUGAGAAAUACUGGUUCUGGCAUCGCUUCUGGAGGACCGUGUUCGUUAUUGGGAUCGUGUUGAUUACCGUCGCGUUUCCUAGUGUUGACCUGUUGAUUGAUGUGAUCGGAGCUUUCUGCCUGUCCAACAUGGGUUUCAUAUUCCCGUCGCUCAUUGAGCUGAGCGUGGACUGGUUCGACCCCGGGCCUGGGAGGUUCUACUGGCGUUUGUGGAAGUGUGUGGCCAUCUGUGUGUUUGGCGCUGUGUUGUGUAUCAUCGGCACUACCACUAGUGUCAUAUCGCUGAUCCACGAACUGUAUGGCUAACAUAUACUUAAAAUUAAAUGAGGCGUUUGUUAAAAACAA